AUGGCGUACUCGGCCUUAGAGCCACAGCACAUAAGGGUGCUGAAGCUUGAGCCGAGCGCCGAGCGCGACGCCAUAAUCACCUGCUCGCUGUCUGUGAUAUCACUAUCAGAGAACCCUACGCCGCAGUACGAAGCCCUCUCGUACGUCUGGGGCGACUUCACGGAACGGCAUGAGAUCCAACUGGAUGGCCUUCCCACUCCCGUUACUAUGAACCUUUGGACCGCACUUAGAUACAUCCGCUUACCGGAUGCUCCUCGCACCCUUUGGAUUGACGCAGUCUGCAUCAAUCAGUCCGACGUGCAGGAGCGCAAUGCGCAAGUUCGCCAGAUGGGCCGGAUCUACAGCCAAGCUUCCCAUGUGCUCAUCUGGCUCGGGGACCCGGACCCGCAAAUCGAGGACACCUUUUCCGCGCUCUCCGUUCCGGGGGCCCUGGACCAGAGACAGUACGAGGACUUUCCCCCAGAGAUCGCAGAUGGUUUACGCAAGAUGCUCGCAAGGCCCUGGUGGCAUCGCGUCUGGGUGCUACAGGAGCACGUUUUGGCGGACGCGGAUCCUGCUGUGGGGUGCGGAGAUUCAUGGUUGGACUGGAAGGAGCUGUCGGGCGCGCUGUUGGAUUUUGCGCGCAGUAUGAUGGAUGCGAGUGGUACUACGAUCGCCGACGACCAGACGACGUGGGUCCAGGAUUCGACCAUGCUCCUGCGCCAUGUCCUGCUCAGGGAGCAGUGGAAUGAUCCUGGCUAUCAAGGGGGGAGAGGGACGACUAUUGCCGAGAUUAUAGAGAGAACGCGGGGCCGUCGAGCUACGGAUAAGAGGGAUCAGGUCUUUGCGGUCAGCGGUCUGCUGCGCGAGGAGGACAAGGCCAUGUUCCCAGCGCCAGACUAUGCAAUGUCGGUCAAUGAGGUCUACCAGAUGGCAACGGUCGCCUUCAUCCGGAGUAGCGCGAAACUUACGUUCUUGAUCCAUGCUACCGACAAAGGUGAUGACGAUCUGGAACUGCCGUCGUGGUGCGUCGACUUCUCCAAGAGGAUGUGGGAUUGGGGCGCGUAUGGGAACCUGGGGGGUCACGACUUUGGGCACCGUAGAGAAAGCGAGGAAGAAAUCCAAGAGUUCAUGAAUGUACUCUCGCAUGAUGCGUCUCUGGGUACAUUGAACGUGCUAGGUGGCGUCCUCGGACAGGUCAUCAUGUCGAGGCCCCUUGUUCCGCCAUCGGCUUUCGACCAGAGCGGAGUGACUGUGCAAUUUGAAGGCGAGCCUCGACCCAUGAUGGAAGCUGGGGUUGGAAAGCUGCUCAUGCUUACCGAGUUCGUCAAGGAAGUCCUCCGGAUGACCACAAUUUCUCACACGAUUUGGGAGCAGCGGGACGGCGCACAGGCGGCAAAGGAGAUGAUAGCCGCUGGGCAGGUGUGGGAGACACUUUUUGGAGGAAUACUGUUUAAUAUCGUCGAUGCUGUUUGCAUCCGCACCGGGAUUGAGACGGUGGAUGGAGACGAUAGGCCGCGCGAAUAUUGGGUUAUCGAGGCCUUCAUUCGUAAGAUCUGUCCCUGGUAUGCCAAUGCUAUUGAAAAAUUUGGUUUUCUACAUCCGACACCCCAGCUCGCCGAGAGUGCCAGGUUGGAGAGAGCUCUGUGGGAGACGAUGAUGCUAACGACGCAGAUCAAUAUUGGCAAAUAUUGGUUUGGGACUGACACGGGUUAUAUCGGGUGCGUCGAUCGUGAGCUUGAGGCGAGUGAUCAGUUGUGUACCAUCCUUGGCUGCGAGGGGCCUUUCAUUCUCAGGUCGACCAAUGAUGCUUUCAAGUUGAUAGCCUUACCUCAGUCCAGAGAUUUCGUACAGGACCAUCAUCGAACUCGCGUGCGCGAGGUGGAGAGGGAGGUCUUUACACUCCGUUGA
Messenger RNA from Pestalotiopsis fici W106-1, 1890 nucleotides. RefSeq lists its product as uncharacterized. Lineage: Eukaryota; Fungi; Ascomycota; Sordariomycetes; Amphisphaeriales; Sporocadaceae. The record is from RefSeq and is a predicted model, not a curated record. The transcript has a single exon. Bases 1 to 1890 code for a protein of 629 amino acids.